CACCUCCUCUCCACCCCUUCCAUCUAUCGCUGCUGCCAGCCUCCAAAAAAGAGCGUAUCCGUGAGCAGUACUGGCACACAGAGAGGGUAAGGCAUAUCACUGAGAAUUCACGGUGGAUUUCCCCUACCAGGACCUCUACUGAGCGACAGAGCCGACCAUGGAAGAACUUACGGCAUUUGUGUCGAAAUCUUUCGAUCAGAAAAGCAAGGAGAGCAGCAAAGAGAGUAUCACGUACAGGGAAGUUUUGGAGAGCGGCUUGACAAGGGCGCGGGAGCUGGGCAGCCCGGAGACAAACCUGCAGGACAUAACGGAGAGCAACCACUGCCCGGUGCAUCUGUUCAAGGACCACGUCGAGCUGGAAAAGGAGAAACUGAAGGAGUUUAAUGUUUCGAGGGCGACAGAGGGGAUAUACGAGUGUAAGGAGAAAAAAGAGGACGUAAAGUCGGAGGACGAGGAUGCACAAGGCAAACUGAAGCAGCGGAGGAGUCGCACUAACUUCACCUUGGAGCAGCUCAACGAGCUGGAGCGGCUGUUCGACGAGACGCACUACCCGGACGCGUUCAUGAGAGAGGAGCUUAGCCAGCGGCUGGGUCUGUCCGAGGCCAGAGUGCAGGUUUGGUUUCAAAACAGAAGAGCAAAAUGUCGAAAACAAGAAAACCAGAUGCAUAAAGACAUCUUUCCCUUCUCUCCAGGUGUUAUUCUGGGCAGCGGCAGUCACCUCGACGCAUGCAGAGUAGCGCCCUACGUCAAUAUGGGUGCCCUGAGGAUGCCCUUCCAACAGGUCCAAGCCCAGCUCCAGUUGGAUGGGGUCACCCACUCCCACCCCCACCUGCACCCUCACCUGGCUGCUCACGCUCCCUACCUGAUGUUCCCGCCCCCUCCUUUUGGACUACCAAUCGCAUCUCUCGCCGACUCGGCCUCUGCAGCGGCGGCGGUGGCGACAGUCGCCAAAAGCAACAGCAAGAACUCAAGCAUCGCUGACCUGCGACUCAAGGCAGGACUUCUGCGGGGCCAGUGGCUCAGUCCACUCCAGGCACAGAUCACAUCCCAAGGACCGUACAAACACAUGUGGAUGUCAGUCUGAGGGCCAGGCCGGGGCCCGUCAGACCAGAAGAUGUUAGAACAAAGCAAACUGGCAGGCAGCAGCAGGGCCAAAAGCUGAGCCCCGCUGCCGCUGGCUGCCGCCAUGUUGACAGUGCAGAAGUGUGAGCGAGGGGGAAACAGACCCACACACCACCUCACCGCGGCAUUGGACUGGCUCCCACCUUUACACCCCCCUGCCCUGGCACUCGCUAGAAAAAAAAAAAACAUUUUAAAAAAAGGCCACAUUUGUCUCCAACCACUGUGUUCCCUGCUGCUGCCAAGUGCAUGAGCUCUAAUGGAGGAACGUUCUGGAACUGGCCUCCAUCCACAGCUGACAUAAACACUCAACAACUGUUUUUAACACUGCCAUUCAACAUGUCCCCCCCCGCCUCCUCCUUACACCUACAAAGUGAAAGCUCUCAAUUAUAGUUUGAUAUCCUCCUUCCUAUGGACUUGUUCUGUAAUAAAAGCAACAACUGGUUUUUCGUUGCUGCAGAGGGGAGAGAUAUGAUUGUGUUGCUGAGACUCGGUUUGCAUUUCUCUUCACAGCGUGCUCUCUCUCUCUGUCUUUCUGUUUAUUGUGUUGUAUCCUGGGUAAAGAAGUGAUGAUAGCCUUUGCACUUCAGGUCUUGUAUGUGGGUGUUUACAAAUGGCACUACAAGCAGAUACUACUUUACGAACUAAAAAGGAGAGGGGUUUGAUAUCGUCAUGUGAUCAGCAAAAAGGACAUUAUCUGGAAUAAAGGGUAUAAUUUUUUUUUUUCAUUUUUUGUAAUUCUGGAAAUAUGAAGAAAGCAUCAGUCAGACUGAAAAUGCAAUGGUGUGCAGUUUAAGUGCAAUACUGUAAAUAGCAAAAAGUAAAAAAAAAACAAUAAAAAAAAAACAGUUAGUUAAUCCUCGACAAUAAAGAUCCAAUGAUUUUUUCGUUGUUUUUCAUGCACUGUUGGAGUGUUGAAUUUAUUUGCCAAACAAAUCAGUUUUUCUACAGCAGUGUAUAUUUAGUUAAUUUAAAGAAAAGUCAGUCAAAUCCAGGUGCCAUAUCCCAUGUAACCUCCCAUGUAUUUAAGCUGUUGUGUAUCAGGUGCAACUAUCUUUUGUUGAGUAAAACAUGAGCACAUUUUUGGAAGCUGGAGAAAUUAGGCUAAAUAAAAAAAAAAAAUCUCUUUGCUACUCUUCCAGAGAAAAUCUAAUUGUUUGGAUUUUGGAAAAUGUUCAUAAUAAAAUCAACAAAUGAACAAUGUAAUCUAAAGCAAACUGUUGUUUAUAACAUGAUUCACUUCUGCACAUUAUACGUGACAUUUUGUCGUAAUUUCCAAAUGUUGUGCAAAUUGCUCCAGACAAAACAGGACAUUUAAAUUGUUUUGGAAUUCAAAGAUUAUUUUGACAACCUUUUAAACACUGCUGUCAGAGCUGCGCUAUAAAUGUAGAUCUGUUGAAGGUCUACGUACCUCGAACAGUUUCAAAACAACAUGUUUCUCUCUUAACAGACCUCUGUUUAGAAUUGUUUAUCUAUGUCUCCAUUUUAAAUUAAACUAUGGGUAUUUAAUUUAUUAUUUUGUCUGAAAGCUUAUGAAAGAUUGAACUACAAGUGUACAUUUUUACAUGGCUUUGCAUUUAUUUUUGUAUGUUUUUUUAAGUGUUAAAUUUGAAUUAGGAGGUGUGGCUGUAGUGCAUUGUUUGCCUAAAAAAAAAAAAAAAUAGUAGCGUGUCCGAGUUUACAAACAUUUCAGGGAUGGUUGAAAUGAACAAUACUCCAUGGAAUUUGUUGUACCCAUUAUAAUGAUUCUCAUUUCAUAUGCAAGCAUGCCUAAACAUGAAUCAUCGUACAGUUUGUUUUCCCCCUUUGGA
This is a messenger RNA of Monopterus albus (swamp eel), 2930 nucleotides long. RefSeq names its product shox homeobox (gene shox). Gene Ontology annotation, cellular component: nucleus. NCBI's taxonomy places the organism in Eukaryota, Metazoa, Chordata, Actinopteri, Synbranchiformes, Synbranchidae. The transcript has 6 exons. Gene Ontology annotation, molecular function: sequence-specific double-stranded DNA binding; DNA-binding transcription factor activity, RNA polymerase II-specific. The record is from RefSeq and is a predicted model, not a curated record. The coding region runs from base 158 to 1084 and encodes 308 amino acids. Gene Ontology annotation, biological process: regulation of transcription by RNA polymerase II.